CAGCACAUUGGACGCCUUUCAACCACCGGCAUCAAUGAGACAGACAGAAUCUUGCUCGACAAACUCUGCCUCCGCGUCUCCAAGGAUGAUGCCAGUAACAACGACCCCGAUAAGGCUGUUCAAGGACUCUAAGAACUUGAUAUGCACGACGGCAAGAUUGACACGAAAAAUGAGCAAUUGGGAUUCCUAUUCUCGCUUUUUGUGUGCAUCUACAACUCCAAACUCCCCUCCAAUUUGGAGUCGGGGUCCCAUGUCCUUCGGUUCAUCGAGAAAGCCAAGAAAUUCUUGCCAGCCAUAACCAAGGACGGGACAAAGAUGUCAUAUUCAGGACCCACUGUUCUGAGAUCUACUGCCACACAGCUUUCGGUCGAGUUAAAGAAUCAUUACUGCAAUGGCUCAAAAGAUCUUUGUGAGAAGAUCAAGGCUUGUAUGACAAAGGGUCUUCUUUUGUCUGCAGAUGCAUUAGGUAGCAUUGAUCACGGUAUUUCAGCAAUCGAGAACUUUAUUCCUCUAGACAGGGUCUGCAUGAGUGGUCGGAGGCUGGCUCCGCUAACCCCCUUUGAAGACAUCUUCGUAUCUCUUUCGGAGUUGGAGCUGACCAAGAUCUUUUGGCAAGGUGUGGCCUUGCGAAAGCUACUUCAAAACUAUGCCAAGCCAGAUUUCCCAAGCACCGAAAAUAUCGCGCGGGUGGACGUGUCGUAUUGGCCCUCGAAAAUGACACCUUAACAUUUCAUUACCAAGCUGGUCACCGACAUUGGAAGAUAUACGCCAGAGGGAUAGAAAAGAUUCAUAAAGUAUCACACGACGACCUUGAUGGCACUGCUUGAUAAGAUAAGACAGCACAUUGGAGGCAUUCAGCUCUUACAAGGGACGCGGUUAUGCUCUAUGCAGCUUGCAAUAAAGUAAGGUUUUACCAGUGGAAAACAAAUAACG
This is a messenger RNA of Gamsiella multidivaricata, 933 nucleotides long. RefSeq lists its product as uncharacterized. The record is from RefSeq and is a predicted model, not a curated record. Bases 142 to 726 code for a protein of 194 amino acids. Lineage: Eukaryota; Fungi; Mortierellomycota; Mortierellomycetes; Mortierellales; Mortierellaceae. The transcript is spliced from 2 exons.